Messenger RNA from Schistosoma intercalatum, 3038 nucleotides. The record is from the annotation of a GenBank genome assembly. Lineage: Eukaryota; Metazoa; Platyhelminthes; Trematoda; Strigeidida; Schistosomatidae.
AGUCAAUCAAGGUGACGCCGGACUGAUGACCUUGGACCGGUUUAAAACUAUAAGCUCCUUUGAAUUCAAGUUGAGUUUUUUUAAGCACCUCAAGCUUUUCAUCUCUCUCGAAACUGAAAUAACGGGUUAACAGUUUUGCACUUCUGGAUACAAAUGAGCCUACCGUAAAUUUGUCUGUGGUUUUUAAUUUUCAGGACUAUUUCUCUAGUAAUGAAGUACAUCAAAUCUUCAAAUAAUCGUUUCCUUAAUGCAGGUGGGAAAUACAAAAAGCUUUCAACCCUCGAAUCAUCAAGUAUAUCUGUCUAUCCUGUAGCUGAUCUAAUGAGAGCACGUGCUGAGUUUAUUCACCAAUGGAAUGUAUCGAUGUCCAACCAUUCUGUAGCCAAGUCAAUCAAAAGUUAUCAUUACAAAUAUCCACCAAAUAUAACUAUGAGAAAUUAUCUAGAAUAUCCAUUUCAUGAUAAUGCACCGGAAGUAUUUCCGUUUCUUCGGACUACAAAAAAUAUAAACACAACCCAAGUGGUAAAGUCUAAAGUUGUAGAACAGUCACUUGAACGUCAUAAAGUUGAAAUUAAAGUCGAUAAUAUAUCUGAUAAAGAAUUUAGGCGUGUUUGUAUGCUGCUCACUGAUAAGGCUUGUUUAUUUGAAGAUUCUAUACAAUUAGCUAAUCAAUAUCAGUGCAUAUCAGCAUGCUAUUUUAUUUGUGAUUAUUGUGACUACAUUGGUAAAACAGAGAAUGAUGCCCAGAUACAUUUGGAACAAACAAAUCAUUUGACAUGCAGUAAAUAUUCACCUUGCUAUUAUACAAAUGAUUGCAAUGACAUGUCAAGUGAGCUGCAAAAGCCACGUGUUAUCUCUAAUAAUUCAGACAGAAUCUAUGGUUGGCAUGUUGGUGAUACAGUAGUGUGCUGUCCUACUUGUAAUUUACCAUUCUUGGAUAAGAUUAUGUGUGCAUAUCACCAUUGCUUACAACACACUGGAAGCCAGUCUCUCUUUACUUACGGGAAGGUGUUGAUUGUAAGAGUUUUAAAAAUUCAAGAACCACUGAUAUGUCCUGGUUGCCAACAAUAUUUUCAUGCAUUAGAUAAAAUUAUGAAUCAUUGGAUUACUUCACCUCGUUGUAAUUCACCGUUUAUGCCAAUUUCAAAAAAUAAUGAUUGCAUAGAUGCUCUUUGUGUUCUCUCUGUAUCAUGUAGCAUCUGUCAACGUAGUUUUACAGCAGUUCCAUCGUUGGAAAUAGAAGCUUAUCAUCCUGGUCAGAAGAGGAAACAUCCGUCAAACAGAGAAAAUACCUACAGGUCACCAGCUUCUUGGGCAAAAAAUUUUGGUCAUUUUUGUAUUCGUCAUGCCUUUGAACAUAUAAAUCAGGGUAGAUUUCCUUUGUGUAGCUUGAAAAUACGGAUUAUAAGUGUACCGAAAUCUGUUAACUGUCUUCCUCCCAUCACUAGUACAAAUAAUUCAAGCAGAUUGCAUUUUAACCUCAGCGAAUGUAAACGUCUUAUUUCAUAUCUUGAAAAUCAUGAAUGGAAUUCCUAUUUACUUAAACAGGCUCAGAAAAGCUUUAGAGAUUUUUUUUUCGACGCUGUUUCCUAUGUCUCAUAAAUAAGUUUUUUUCAUACCUCCUCCAAGUAACUUCUUAUUUCAAAAUGAGCAUUUAUAUUGUUCUUAUCCGUUUCUUGUGUAAUAAUAAUAAUCUGUAGCUAAUUUAACUUUUUCUCUUUAAGUUUGUCUUUAUGGAUAGAAACUGUACUGGAUACGAGCAGAUUUAUGUACCAAUAUAUGUUGUGUUUAUCUGCUUUGAAGGAAACGUUUAUUGUGGUCGUUUGUUUCUGAUGACUCUAUCACUAAUCUUCGUAUUAUCUUGUAGCCUCCAACCCUGUUUCACACAUUUUAUGACUAUUUUCUAAGAGACAGUGUUGUAGACUUCUUAUUCACAGGCUCUAAAUUGCUGCUGUGGCUCUUUUACCUAAUGGUUUGUUUCUUGACUUUUCGUGCCAAAUCCACUAAUUAAUUUAUUUAUAAUAUAAAACGCUGUGUAUUACAAUAUCAUCUUACAGUGGUAAAAUAAUUGAAUCUCACGAAAUUAUCCUAUAACUAAGGAUGCAUAGAAGGCUUUAUCCAUUUGAUUAAAUAAUUAGGUUUUAAAAACUACGUUCGGAGAUUUGAUUUUCGUUUUUGUGAUAUUUGGAUAUCUAACUUUCUUGCCUUCGAAUAUCAUAGUUGCGGUAAUAUAAGUGGCUAGUGUAACACAACCCUACUCUCUGUUCACAUCCUAGUUUUUUUCGUUCGGAAUUAUAUCCCUAACACUUGAGUUUUACAUUGAGUCUGUUAAAUAAUAGUAGGACAUCAAACAUCUAAUCUACUUUUUAUUGAUCCAAGUACUUUAAAUUGCAGAGUGGUGAUAAGACGACUGUCAAAAUUCGUUAGAUUUGUUAAGUACUCAGUUAAAUUGUCAGUGUCUACUGAAACAUAUGGUUUAGAUAAUUUCAUUGGAAUCAUAAACCGAUUAAUGUUACGUCAUUAUUGAAAACCUGGAAGCACUAAACGACCGUUUCACCCCAGUAUGGGGCUCCUCAACAGCGCUCAUUUGCGAUCCCCCACUCUGCAUUCGAGCCUAAGACCUUCGUCCUCGCGAACGCUUUACCUUUAGAUCAUGGAGUCGGCAUCCAACGGCGUUAUUGUCUAUCUCAGACCAAUCGAAGAUGUUGCACGAUCAUCUGCCAUUGUUGGUUUCAAUGAAAUCCAAUAAUCUCCGCAACUCCAAAGUGAAGAUUUCGUCAAUAUUUGAUAACUUUAUAAUCUAGUAAUUUUCCAUAAAUUUCAAGGCGCUCUCGAUUAUAUGUAUGUAUAACUGCCGUGUCGAGCAUUUAAAUUACUGAACUCAUCGGUUAUGAGAACAAGAUACUAUCCAACAUUUGUUUUUGUUAAGGGAAGUUUUUUGUACAAGACGACAAUGUUCCCGAUAUUUUUGGAACAGGUUGACGCUGUUGUAUACAACUUUAGUGUGGUGUUUGAAUGAACCAAUGAUACCUUUGUAC